AUGGUACCACCGAUCGCACAAAACCGAACACUUUUGUCCAACCAUCCGGACAAAGUCCGCAUGCUUGUUCUUGAGACAGACGAGACACAUCCCGACACUCAAAAAGAGACUGGCUCCUUCGGAGUCGUUCUAGGUGAGCUUCUCAAGAAAGCUGGAGACGAGCACAAACCUAGUCUGGGUAUCGAGACCUCCAUGCAAUAUGUGGUUGAGCCUAAAGGUGGCGCGAUACCGAAGCUAGAGGAAAUUGGCGACGACGUACAUGCCAUCCUCAUAACAGGAAGUUGCUGGGACGCACACGGUGAUGAUCCUUGGAUCCUCAGACUUAUUGAGUUUAUCAAAGACGUUUGGACACACCGCCCCGACGUUCGCUUCACAGGAAUAUGCUUCGGACACCAAAUCCUCUGCAGAACUCUCGGCUCCACGGUCAACCCACAGAAGGAUGGCGAAUGGGAACUGUCCCAUCAGCCGAUUCAGUUGUCCGACAUUGGCCGCCAUCUCUUCAAUCUGCCCGAAACCCAAACUAAGAUUCACCUUCACCAAAUGCAUCUUGACCACGUCGUCAAUCCUCCUUCUACCGAGACGACCGAUUUAAUACCAAAGGACACUAAGGUUCACGUUUGGGGAACUAGUGAUCAUACUGGCGUCCAGGGCGUGUAUAUCCACAAGAGGUUGUUCACCACGCAAGGUCACAUGGAGUUUGAUGAGGCCUUAGUCAAGAGGCAACUUGAGAUGAGGGUCGAUAGUGGGAGUGUGAGCAAGAAAGAAGCGGAUGAAGCUGCUGAGAGAGCGGAUUGGAUGCAUGACGGUCUUCUCGUCGCGAAAGCGGUGUUGAGGUUCUUCCAUGGUGACGACGAUAUAUACACAUAA
Alternaria atra is the source of this 867-nucleotide messenger RNA. RefSeq lists its product as uncharacterized. Lineage: Eukaryota; Fungi; Ascomycota; Dothideomycetes; Pleosporales; Pleosporaceae. Gene Ontology annotation, cellular component: nucleus; cytosol. Bases 1 to 867 code for a protein of 288 amino acids. The transcript is spliced from 2 exons. The record is from RefSeq and is a predicted model, not a curated record.